GCGGCGCUACUUCAGCUGAUGCAUGGGAGUGUUUACUACUAGCUAAUUCCCUAGCAAGCGCACGGCUAGCUGGCUAGAGCCGGUUUCAACCGGCUUUAGAGCUACAGACACGCGAUCGUACAGCGACGUACGUCUAGGUAGGGAGGUUGUUGUGCUACGGGUCAGGUCAGCGUCGGAUUGAUGUGAGCAAGCUAUCAUGAUGGAUUUAUGCCAUACAUAGGUAGAAAACAUUUAGCUCCAUGAUCUUUCUUGACGUGAGAGUGUUCGGUGGUCACCUAAUAUUGCUUGAUUGAUUGGCCGCUUGGGUUUUCCCUUCGAAAUCAAUUGUGAAGUUGACGCCAACAACAUGGAAUCAACAGAGGUUAUAUUGACUGUAAGAGGAACCACCUCUCCCGACGAAGUUAUAGCAGCUGUGGGCAGCUGUGAGUCUCUGGGAAAUUGGUGUUAUCAGAAAGCUGUGACCUUAGAGCCUACAGAGGAGGACGGGACGCUCUGGAAAAAGACGAUUACUGUUCCACGAGGAGGUGUUACCAGUUACCGCUACUUCAAAGGAUUCUUUCUCGAAAAUAAGAGUGCAGGUGGCCCAUGUCAAGUCAUAGUCAAUAGAUGGGAGACCCAUCUACACCCUCGAGCAUUGAACCCCACAGAUGCCAACCUUGAGGUGGAUGAUGGGCAGUUUGGAUUCCACAACGGCACUGAGAAUGUGGACUCUGGCUGGCUCACCUGUCAAACGGAGAUUCGCCUGCGGUUGCACUACUCUCUCAAACCAGCCGUGUCCAUAACCAAGAAGAAGUUCAAGAAGUCCCGCUUCAGGCUCAAGCUGACAUUGGAGGGCGUGGAGGAAGAGGAAGACGAUGAGGAAGAGCAGCCGAGCCCAUCAUCGGCGACCUCAUGGCACAAGAUGGCGACAACGCUAGAGUUCGGCCUUAUCACAGCGGGCAGCUACAAGUCACGCCACUCCCAGCCCGAGUGUGGCUACGCCCUGGAUCCCACACAGUGGAUCGAGUACAGUAUCCAGACCAUGGACCCUGACAACCUGGAGCUCACCUUCGAGUUCUUUGAGGAGGAUAUGAGUGAGAAGGUGGUUCAGGAAGACAACCACCCUGGGCUCGUGGGCACGGCCUGCCUCCUGUCCUCCUUCUUCGCAGAGAGUGGCAAAGACACUGGCCUCAUCACCCUGCCCAUCAUAUACCGAAACUCUAGGCAGACCAUUGGCAAAGUCCGAGUGGACUACCUGGUGAUCCGGCCCAUCAAGGAUCUGCAGUGUGACAUGCAGGCGUCCUUCAGCAAGUACUGGAGGAAGAGGAGCACGCUGGACGUGGGACACAGGGGAGCCGGUAGCUCGCACACUGCCAAGCAUCACAGGGUCAGGGAGAACACCAUUGGCUCAUUUCUGAGUGCAGCCAAUCAUGGGGCUGCCUAUGUGGAGUUCGAUGUCCAUCUGUCUAAGGACUUUGUCCCAAUCGUCUACCAUGACCUGACCUGCUGCAUCUCCACCAAAAAGAAAAAAGACGACAAGAACAACUUGAUGCUGUUUGAGGUGCCUGUGAAAGACCUGACAUUUAACCAGCUGCAGCUCCUAAAGCUGGCCCACUCUGCCGCCAUGACUGUCAACGACCACAAAGAUGAUGAGGAGGAGGAGAUCGAUGAGCAUCAGCCGUUCCCUUCGCUCUCACAGAUCUUCCAGUCGGUUCCAGAACACGUGGGGUUCAACAUUGAGCUGAAGUGGAUCUGCCAGAAUCAGGAUGGCAGCUGGGAUGGGAACCUUUCCACCUACUUCAACAUGAAUCUCUUCAUGGACAUCAUUCUGUCCUGUGUGCUGCAGAAUGCUGGCAAGAGAAGGAUCCUCUUCUCCUCCUUCUGCCCAGACAUAUGCACCAUGGUACGUCAGAAGCAGAACAAGUACCCCAUCCUGUUCCUGACCCAGGGGGUGACCAGCAUGUACCCCGAACUCAUGGACAUCCGCUGCAAAACCACUCAGAUUGCCAUGAGCUUCGCCCAGAGCGAGAACAUACUGGGUAUCAGUGCGCACACUGAGGACUUGUUGAAGAGUAUGGAGUUCAUAUCUCAGGCCCAGUCGAGGGGGCUCGUGGUGUUCUGCUGGGGCGAAGACAACAACGACCACGAGAACAGACAUAAGCUGAGGGAGCAGGGCAUUGACGGAGUAAUUUAUGACAGAAUCUGCGACGACCAGAUGGAGCAGCCCAACAUCUUCCAGGUAGAGGAGCAGGUGUCUCUGCAGGAGGUGAUCCCCAAAGAGACGCUGCAGAGCUGCGCCUGCUCCACCUACAGCCUGCCCUGUGACAGCGUGCCCUGCCCCACGAGGGCCCAGACUGGCAGCGGAGAGUCUGACUCUGGCCUCAGCUCCUCCUGACCAGACCGCCACCACGCUACACCUUCAGAGACACACUGACACAAAACUCACCAAACGUCUUCAGAGACCUACACACACUCUUCACCAGAUAUCUUUAGAGCCCCCGCCCACACACACACACACACCACGCACACACACACACACACAUGGACCGUCCAUUGAGACUAAACCAUGGCAUAACGUCUUCAGAGACCUACACAUACACUUCUCCAGAUAUCUUUAGAGCCCCCCCACACACACACACACACACGCACACACACGUGGACCGUCCAUUGAGACUCAACCAUGGCACAACCUCAUAGAAUGUAUACCGACUUUCUCUCGGUCUCUCACACACACAAACACACAAAACCUCGACUGUCCAGUGUCCACACAGACACUUAUCGUACCGACUUUCUCUCGGUCUCUCACCCCCAGACACACACGCAACCUCACAGUCUAUCCAAAGACAGACACCCCCCCACACGCACAGGUCCUCACGGGCCUUCCACAAAGACCCUGUACCUGACUUAUGCACCGUCCAAUCAUUAGCCUUUUCCUCAGCGGCAUUACCCACUUUUCUAAAACUCGCCCCUGGUCUUCUUCAGGUCACUUCAGCCCGACCUGGUUUGGUUUGAUUCGGUUCAGCCCAGUCUAACCUGCCUAGGCCACAUUAUGAAAACCUGUCCUUAGUCCACUUUAGCUCACUUAAGCCUUCAUCCCUUCCUGGCCCACAUAGGUCCAGUCCAGGUUGGGUCAGUUCAACACUGUUUCACCUGCUGAGGCCAGCUGGUCACCCACAGGUCAUCACUCCGCAGCCAACCAAAUGCAGUUUUCGCCUCUACAGACACUCAUCUGCUGUUUAUUAGGACCGGAGAGGAUUCUGGUGCUUUGCCAAAACAGAGUUUGGUCUGACUCGGUUCUUUAUUCACUAUUUUUUUGUUUUGUUACUAAUGCUGGUAUUCAUUCUGUACCACAUAUUAUUAUUUUAUUUAUGUAAAAAAGCAAAUGAAGAGACUAGGAUAAGUAUUUAAAAAUAAGUGAUUGUAACUUUACCAUAUAAUUUUUACCAUAUUAGCUAAGUUGCAGCUAGUUGAUAAGCUUAAAAUCAUGUAGAUAAACUUUAUUUUAUUUAAAACUUUUUUUUAUGUUGAUUCCAAUCCGGCUAUACCUGUGCUAAAAUACCACCGUAUGACCCACUUGCUUCAGCAUGGCAAAAUAAUAUCCAUGGAUUUUGCAUGCUAGAAUUUCCUGAGCAUGAAUGAGAAACAUACCGUGUGCAAUUUAAUUUGCACAUGUUUUGUUUCACGAGCCUUGGUAACUUACCAGUAGUGCAUUGUAAAAGCUGAAUGUGAAUUUGAACAUCUGGGAAAAUUGAUACUGGAUCUACAUAUAAUAUAGAAAAUGGAUUAUGUUGUUACACCGACAGGUACAAUAUAAGAACUUCUAAAUGAAAGUUUAUGUGGAGCAGGUCAAAUUGGACUUGGCCUAUAGCCAUGUGUUGACUGCAAUAAACAAUAAGUCAGGUUUUUACAUUCAGUAUUUUCACAGAUGAAAUCCCAAAUCUCGCUUUGCUCUGUGUUGGCAGUCUUAGUCCUUGCAUUCUGCCCACUCUUCCAUAAAAUAAUUAAUGGAUUGCAUUUAAAGAAACACAUCUUACUGGACAGUGGGUAUGUGUCAGAUAACAGGUUUGGGUGUAUACCAUAUGUAGGCUAUGUUUGUUUUUCUGCGGUGAAUAGUUGCUGCUAUGCUUUGCUCUUGCCAUGCACUGCAUGUGCAUAUGUACAGUAUAUGGUUGCAAUUGAUAUAGUAUGUGUGCCUGUUUGUGAAGAGAGCAAGAUGUUCGACCCUUCAGCAGGAUGUAUGCAUCGACACUGCAAGAAUUACUGCAAUGAACCUUUUAAACUCCUGCCUCAGAGCAGACACUCAAAGAUCAAAUAAAAUCAUUCGGCUAAA
Messenger RNA from Alosa sapidissima (American shad), 4309 nucleotides. It is a transcript of the gene gpcpd1, whose product is annotated as glycerophosphocholine phosphodiesterase 1. Gene Ontology annotation, molecular function: starch binding; glycerophosphocholine phosphodiesterase activity. The transcript is spliced from 21 exons. Gene Ontology annotation, biological process: glycerophospholipid catabolic process. The record is from RefSeq and is a predicted model, not a curated record. Bases 347 to 2374 code for a protein of 675 amino acids. Lineage: Eukaryota; Metazoa; Chordata; Actinopteri; Clupeiformes; Clupeidae.